AUGGCAAAGAGAAAGAAAGCUGUUAACCAAAGACUAAAGCGUGAAACUGAGAAACUUAAAAAGAGGCAGAAGAGACAGAAACCUGCACCAACCGAUGCACCACCAGACUUGUCUAAUUUCUCUGUUCCUUGCGGAACAGAGGAGGAAGCUGUUUCAGCUUCUCCCGGUAACUUUCCGGGGCUUGGUUCUAUGGGGUUUCCAUCUAGAGAGAAAAAACCCCUGGCCAGGGUGCAGGCCUCGCCUCGAGUGAAAAUGCAUUCACCUGCCCCGAGGUUGCCAUCUCCUCGGGGAAGUCGUCUGUUUGUCCGUGACGAGGGCAAGGCACCGUCCCCUGACUCCCCACCGUGGGUUUGUGCUCCACCGAGGGCACCUGGACUGGACACCGUGCACGUGUCCGGACCAGCAGUGGAACAAGACAUCAGUAACAUAUCUAGAACAACUGACCUACCAGUAAAAACCUCAAUUGAGGAGUGCGAUGAAAAUGAUGAUCUGGUUUUCAUCAGACAUGAAGAAUCAAAUUUUGAUUUCAUACCACUGAGUCCAGAAUCUAAAGAAAACAUCUGCCAUGAUUUGAAUAUUCCGUAUAUAACCACAACAGAUGCAAAUGAAAUGUAUUCAAGAAUGAAUUUGACAAAACCAAUGUUUGAAAAGAAAAUAGCAGGAGAUGGAAACUGCUUUUUCAGGGCUAUAUCAUUUAGUCUUACGAACUCUGAGGAUUUUCACGGUAUAAUUCGUAAUGCUGUCUGUGUGCAUAUGAUGGAAAACGAAGAACUUUUUAACCCAUUCUUAAAUGAUGGCGUGCAGACUGUCCAAAGUCACCUUUCUUCUACUGAAAUGUCAAAACUAGGUACAUGGGCUACCGAAGUUGAAAUUUUUGCUACAGCUCAUUUACUGAACAUUGAUAUCUACACAUAUUCUAGUGGAUGCUGGUUAAAAUUUGCGGCUGAUGACGUUCAGUUUUCUACUGAAACUAGAUCUGGAGCAGUCUAUCUGAAUCACCACCACCAAAAUCAUUAUAAUGUAAUACUUUCUGUUGAUGGUCAGGAACUGCAAGGAGAAUGUAAGCGAAAUUGUAAACAUUCAAAAAACGAGUACGAAAGGAGAUUUCGAAACAGAACUCGUAUGCAGAGAAAGAGGCUGUCAUCAAGAAAAACACAAGACAGUUUGAGUCCUGAACUUAAAAAGAAACAGCAGUUAAGAUCCAAGUACCAGAAAAAUGAGGGUUAUAGAGAAAAAAAGCGAAAAACAACACAUGCAAGAUACUUAAACAACGAAACAUACCAAGCUGAGACAAGACUAAGAAGCAAACAGAGAUAUCAUGAUGAUAUUGAAUAUCAAACAAGAACUAAAGAAAGAAACAAGAAAGUAUAUACAUCAGACCAAGGUCGAAGGGAAAGUUUGAAGAUGAAUAAUAUUGAAAAGUACAGAAAUGAUGAUCAGCAUAGGAAUAAUCUAAAAAAAAAAAGGAUUGAGAAAUAUGCAACUGACGACCAUCACAGGAAAAUUGUUAGAAUGAGAAGUGUUCAAAAAUAUAAGAUGAAUGCAGAACACAGAGACAACGUUAAAGCAAAGAGCAAACUAAAAUAUGAUUCAAAUGCAGAACACAGAGACAACGUUAAAGCAAAGAGCAAACUAAAAUAUGAUUCAAAUGCAGAACACAGAGACAACGUUAAAGCAAAGAGCAAACUAAAAUAUGAUUCAAAUGCAGAACACAGAGACAACGUUAAAGCAAAGAGCAAACUAAAAUAUAAUUCAAAUGAACAGCAUAGAGUUAAAGUCAAUGCUUCAAGUACAAAGAGAUACAGAGAAAAUGCAGAAUUCAGAGAAUCCAAGCUUCUUGCAGCAGCUGCAAAAUAUAAAAGUGAUGAAUCCUUCAAGUCAAAGGUAAAAGACAGUAGUAGAAAACAUUAUGCUUCAAAUGAAACAAACCAAUCAUUGAAGAAAGAUAGAGUUAGAGGUCUGAGAGUAGCUCAACAAGCACAACUGGAAAAUUCAGAUGAGGUUGUUAAACUAUUUAAAGCAAAGGCAAAGCAAGGUAACAGGAAAAUUCUAACUGGAAAGAUCCCAGCAGAAGCAGCAUAUAACAAUCUAUCACUUGAAGAUAUUCCAAAGGAAUUGAACAAUUUAAACAGCCUUGAAAAACACUUAAUAGCAAUACACAUACCUUUUAUGAAAGUAAUGGCUCUUCCACAUGGUGGGCAACAAAAUAUCCAUGGACCAGUUUUCGUCGAACCAAAACACAUAUUUGAGGCAUUGAAUUUCCUGAAACUGAACAAUCAGUGGUAUAAAGAUAUUUCAAUAGACACAAAUUGGAAGGGAAAUUUUGGAGAUUGUGAGGACAUUCCAAGCAAUGCCGACUUAUCAUCGGAAGAUAAUGUUCAGAACAUAUCGACAGAUACAUGCUUGCAGCCUGUUGAUAUUGCUCAGGAAGUGCUCGAUCAUUACUUCGAUGAUAUUUAUAAUAUUGCUCCAGGAGAAGGCAAUAACCCUGUGAAGAUGUUACAAGAACCAGGUAAUGAGGCAAAGACAUUUCCAUACCUUUUCCCGAGUGGACGCUUUACAUGGAAUGAUGCAAGAGACACAAGAAUAACGCUAUCAAGAUACUUCAACAAUCGCCUUAUGAAUACUGACGAUCGAUUUGCAAAAGACAGCAAUUAUGUUUUCUUCAGUCAGUUUUUGUCUGAUUUAAAUCAGGUUAUCGAAAAAACUCAAAUAUCAAUAAGGAAAUCGGUCAAAAGAAUUGGAAGUGACGAGAAAGUGACAGCAAAUAUGGUGAAAAGCCCUGAAGUACUUUCCAAAUUAAUGAAAACUGAUGAGGCUUUGCGAUUCAUGCAGCCAAUACGUGGAACACCUUCUUAUUGGUCAGCUGCACAAAAGGAUCUCUUUGCUAUGCUUCGACAAUUAGGAAUACCUACAUGGUUUUGUUCGUUUUCUGCUGCAGAACAUAGAUGGAAUGAUGCAGUUGCUACAAUAUUAAGGCAGCAAAAUGAUAACCGCGAUCCUUCUAUGUUAGACUGGUCUGAAAAGAAUGAAGUGCUAAGAAGCAAUCCUGUGACAGUUGCUAGGAUGUUUGAACAUAGAUUUCAUAUAUUUCAAACUGAGGUAAUAUUUUCACCAUCCGAACCAAUUGGGAAAGUAUCAGAUUAUUUCCAAAGAGUUGAAUUUCAGCAAAGAGGGUCGCCACACAUGCAUUGCCUGUAUUGGAUAGAAAAUGCUCCAAAACUUGAUGAAGACGGAGAGGAAGCUGUAUGCGAUUUCAUUGACAAAUAUGUUAGUUGUGCAGUUCCAUCUGAAAAUGAAGAUGUAGAGCUAAGAGAUGUAGUACUGGCUGUACAACAACACAGCAAGAAACAUUCCAAAUCAUGCAGGAAAAAAGGCACAGAGUGUAGGUUUAACUUUCCUAGGCCACCUUCUGUACGCACGUUUAUCAAUUCUCCAAACGAGGAAGAUGAUAAUCAAGAUACGAAUGAUUUAUCAGACAAUCAAUCAAAAGCUAAAGAGGUGCUAUUAAAAGUAUGGAACAAAGUGCAAGAUGAACCAAAUGAAUCGGAAAGUACUGAGGAUAUAUUUGAAAGUCUCAAUUUGACACAGUCACAGUAUGAGGAAGCACAUAGAUUAUUAGCCAAAAAGAGAUCAGUUGUUCUCAAAAGAAAUCCACAUGAGCUAUGGAUCAAUCAGUUUAACCCCUGCCUAUUAAAAUGUUGGGAUGCAAAUAUGGAUAUUCAGUUUGUCCUAGAUCCAUUUAGUUGCAUUGUAUACAUCAUUUCCUACAUUUCGAAGUCUGAAAGGGAAAUGGGAAUGGUGUUGAAACAAACCAAAAUAGAGGCAGAAGAGGGAAAUGAAAGUGCUCGUACAACUCUGAAAAAAAUUGGCUCUGCAUAUUUAAAUCAUAGAGAAGUAAGCGCACAGGAAGCUGUCUAUCGGGUAUGCAACUUAAAAAUGAAGGAAUGCUCAAGGAAAAUUGUUUUUAUACCAGUGGGUGACAAUCCAACCAGGCUGACUAAACCAUUGUCCCAACUUAAAAAAAGGAACAAAAAAGAAGAACAUGAUGAUUUUGAAGAUGACAAUGAUGAAGAUGAUAUUUGGAUGACAAAUAUAAUAGAAAGGUACCUAAAUCGGCCAAAGAAAACAAUGUUUGAGAAUAUGUGUCUGGCAGAAUUUUCUUCAGAAUUCAGAGUGCUUGCUAAAUCACAGGUUCCUAAAUCUGAAAAUGAAAAUGUAUUUGAACUGCAGAACUCAAAAGGGUUUAUUCAAAGGAGAACACGCACAAAGCCAGCUAUAAUUAAGUACCCACGAUAUAAUGUAAAGCAAAUGCCAGAGAAGUACUAUCAAAGUAUAAUUCAGCUGUUCUUGCCAUACUGGACAGAUAAUCAAUUGAAACCUCCAGGAUUUGAUCUCUAUGAAGACUUUUACGAAAAUGGACACGUACGAAUCAAAGGAAGCCAGAUCGUGCAAUCAGUGAAAUCAAUUGUCGAUUCAAACAAAUCACAGUAUGCUCAAAAUGAAGAUUUGAUUGCAGAGGCACAAGAAACUUUCGAAAAUAUUGGAGAACCAGAAGAUGCAUGGGCACAUCUUUGCCCGGAGACAGAAUUAGUGAGACGAGAAUGCGCUUCUGCAAAAAAUGAACCUACGGAUUUGAAUGUUCCAGAGGAACUUCCAGACAUGCAAAAUGAUAACAAUGUCGAUGUACUAUACAGAGUUGAACAGAACACACAAUCCAAAGAUGAAAUGCUACACAUCCUUCGAAAUUUAAAUUUGACGCAAACGAAGGUAUUUUAUAUUAUACGAGAGUGGUGUUUGAAAAAGAUCUUUGGGGAAAAACCUGAUCCGCUGCAUGUUUUUAUAACGGGUGGAGCAGGAACAGGCAAAAGUCACCUUAUCAAAGCCAUACACUAUGAGGCUUCUCGAAUUCUUGGUAAAAAUUUGACAACACCGGACAGUGUUUCAGUGCUUCUUACUGCUUUUACUGGGACAGCUGCAUUUAACAUCGGAGGGAGUACUAUUCACCAUUUAUUUUCAUUACCGAAAUGUAUGCGAUUGCCGUAUGAACCACUAGGAGAACAAACUCUGAGUGAAAUGCGUGUUCAGCUCGGGGAUAUGCAAAUCCUAGUUAUUGAUGAAGUUUCAAUGGUGUAUAAAAAGCUGUUAUUCUAUAUUCAUGAAAGGCUUGUUCAAAUUAAAAAAUGCAAGGACCCAUUUGGAGGAGUGUCAGUAAUUGCCGUGGGUGAUUUUUACCAACUUCCUCCAGUUAAGCAACGCAAAGAUGAAAGACUUUACAAAGACAACCCUUUAUAUCCUGUUGACUACUGGGUUUAUCUUUUCAAAGUAGUGGAAUUCGACGAAAUAAUGAGACAGCGUGAAGAUAUUCCGUUUGCAACAGCACUAAAUUCCCUACGGACACGAGUAUCAAAAGAACCACUGUCAGAAGAAACAAAUUCAAUCCUAAAUGACUGUGAAAGGGAAGGUCCAGAUGAUGUCCUUCAUGUCUAUUCAACAAACGAUGAAGUCAAUGACUUUAACUUGAAAAUGAUAAAGAAAACCUGCAAGGACCUCAUUGAAAUUGAUGCUCAAGAUUUUACCAAAGAUAGAUCGACUGGCAAGCUAUUCUUAAGAGAUAAACCAAUGACAAAGCCUGGAACAAGCACUCUGUCAAGCAGUUUGUUAUUAGGAGUCGGUGCAAGAGUGAUGCUAACAAGAAACUGUGAUGUAGGUGACGGGCUUGUAAACGGAGUUAUGGGCUAUGUAUCCCAUUUUGUAUAUGGACGCAAUAAUGUAGCAAACAAUGUUGUUGCAAUAGGAGUGAUAUUUGACAAUAUAAACGUUGGAAACAAAUCUGGAAAAAAAACUAGAAAUGGGAACAAUGUUUUGAUUGAAAGGAUUCAAGAGGAAAUAUUGGACCAAAAAACAAAGAAUGUUGUUAGACAUCAGUUUCCAUUGCGAUUAUCUUGGGCAUGUACAUCUCACAAAGUGCAAGGAAUGACAGUUGACAAAGUUGUUGUUAAUUUAGACCGCACAUUUUCUCCUGGACAAGGAUAUGUUGCAUUGAGCAGAGUUACAUCAAAAGCAGGAUUGUUCAUUGAAUCAAACGAUCAGGAAAUGUUUAAGAAAAAAAUAUACGCUGACCCAGAAGUAAAAGCAGCUUUGCAAGAGAUGCCUAGAUUAAUACAACCAACCUUCGAUAUCCCUAAAGAGAGCAUCACAAUUUUCGUUCACAAUAUUCAGAGCCUCAAUAAACAUUUCGAGGAUUUGAAAAAGGAUAGUCGAUGUACGAAUGCGGAUAUCAUAUGUCUAACAGAGACAUGGAUGAAAUCAGGACAAAAUGUAAGAAUUUUCGAAAUAAAUGGCUUUAGUUUUCACCACACAGCUAGAGAAGAUGCAUAUGACGAUACCAAUGCUCAAGUGUUUCAACUGCAAUCAGCAAAAGGUGGCGGUGUAGCUGUUUACAUGAAAGAAACAGGUCCUGAAAAAAAUGUUCUUGCGGUCCCGGAAAAGAAUGUGGAAUGUUUAAGUAUAAAAUAUGUUUUGGAAGACAUAAUAGUUCUAACUGUUUAUCGCCCAAACACUUUAAAUGUUACCCAAUUUCUGUUAAAACUUGAAAAGCUCAUUGAAUAUUACAAGACUCAGAGUAGUUAUGUUGUCUGUCUUGGUGACUUCAAUGAGGAUGCACGAUCUUCAGGCCCUGUUCAAACAUUUAUGAGAAGGAAAGGUUUUAUCCAAAUAGUGGAUUUCAGUACGACAGAAGGUGCAACUAUUCUGGACCAUGUAUAUAUGUCAACAUCAAUGCAGGCAAAUGUCGAAAAAAUACCUACGUACUACAGUUACCACGACGCAUUAAUUGUGAAAAUCGAGAAGAAGAAAUAG
Messenger RNA from Magallana angulata, 6861 nucleotides. RefSeq lists its product as uncharacterized. Bases 1 to 6861 code for a protein of 2286 amino acids. Lineage: Eukaryota; Metazoa; Mollusca; Bivalvia; Ostreida; Ostreidae. Gene Ontology annotation, molecular function: ATP hydrolysis activity; DNA helicase activity. Gene Ontology annotation, biological process: telomere maintenance; DNA repair. The record is from RefSeq and is a predicted model, not a curated record. The transcript has 4 exons.